This is a messenger RNA of Lampris incognitus (smalleye Pacific opah), 5137 nucleotides long. RefSeq names its product tripartite motif containing 107 (gene trim107). Lineage: Eukaryota; Metazoa; Chordata; Actinopteri; Lampriformes; Lampridae. The record is from RefSeq and is a predicted model, not a curated record. The transcript has 2 exons. Bases 302 to 1903 code for a protein of 533 amino acids.
GUUGUCCCAGUCGCACGAGUCCAACACCUUUCGAUGUGCCCGUGGUGCGUUUUAUUGACUAAACGAACACGGAGGCAUGAAGACGUCGGCCAUCAAGAGCUGAUCGCCCCUGCUCGUCGUUUUUGAGAGCAAACCCAGACUAGUACGGUAACGGGUUCGGUUUCGAACAGUCUUAUCGGGUUCUCACCAAAACAAUGACGCGCACAUAUCCGGGACCAAUAUUACGGAUACUUUAAGAAAGCCAGGCUAGUUUGCGAUCGAAAAUAUCUCAAGCAGAUCACAUUAUCAAGAACCAGCCAUCAUGUCAAUGAAUAAGACUGAAGUAAAGUUGACUGAAGAGAAGAAAAAACAACAUGUGGCUUUGAAGCUUACUUGCCCCAUUUGUUUACAACUUUUCACUGAGCCAGUGUCUCUACCCUGUGGUCAUGUCUAUUGUAUGACCUGUCUUCAGACCAUGGAUGCAGGCCUUGACCACCACUGCUGCCCAGAGUGCCAGGUCAAGUAUGAAGGGACCAACGCCUUGGUGAAGAAUUUCAAAACAUUCGGAGUCAGAACUGGAAAAGUCAAUCCCGUCUCAAACCCAUCUGGUGUAAAUGAUGAAAAAUUAAAUAGCAAUGUUAGUUCUACACUGGGGAACUCAGAGUCAAAACACCAACAUGAAGAGGGAGCAUCCAGCCAACGUGAUGAGGAGAUCUCAAGAUAUCCUUUGAAGGAGCUGGGGGGGUGGGAGCAUGCAGCUGCAGUGGAGAGUAAGGGCAAAGAUCACUCUCAUACUGGGUUGGAAGACACAGAACAACUAUUUUCUCUGGACAAAAAACAAGGCAAAACCAAAAUCAAGACUGAAAUGGACGAACCUAAAUUUAAACUGGCAUCUCAGGUGACUGAGUUGACCAUUAAGUUGGAGAUUGCAGAGGGUAUACUGAAGAAAGAGAAGGAGCAGGAGAUGGAGAUAAAAGCUGCUAAUGCCCAGCUCCGAGGGGCAAUGGCGACAUUGUUAGAGCGGGCAAGGAAUUUGUCGCAGAGCUAUGACGUGGAGGUGACAACGUUAGUUGAAGAAGAGCUGUACCCGGGGGAGUUGAGCAUAAGUGGUCGAGUGAGUCGAGCUUCAGGUCUGACCAAACAAUUGAGGCAGGCUGUGCUUAAGGCUGAGUCCCUGUUGACUGAGGAUGAUGGGACUGUUUUUACUGAGGAUUUCCACAAUCUGCAACCUCAUAUUGCAGAGCUGAUGGCCAAACCUUUUGAGGAGGCAGAGGACAAUGUUGACUUGAAAGUCAAUCCUAUGCGGGCUUGCUCUAAAUUGGUACACAUAAAUGCUGAGUUGAAGUCAGGACUGGGAGAGAUACAGCGCUCCCUUCUCAAUGUCCUUAACCCUUCAGAGGUAACCUUUGACCUGGAAACAGCCCACCCCAACCUUGUCCUAUCUGAGGACUUAAAGACGGCGACCUUCAGUGCCACCAAACAGCCCUACCCAUCAUCUCCUCAGAGGUUUACAAAUUUCCUUCAGGUCCUCAGCACCCAGAGCUUCUAUGGAGGCGAGUACUGCUGGGAGGUACUGCUGGAGGGCUCUCCCUGGAUCAUUGGUGUGUGCUACCGCGGGAAGCUUGCUCGUAGCGGACUUCCUAGUGCCCUGGAGAGCAGUCGGUGCUCCUGGUGUCUGAUGUGGUUUGACAAUCUCCUCAGUGCAUUCGAGCAGGGGCACAGUGUACCACUGAAGAAGACUACAGUAUCACGCAGGCUGGAGAUCAAGCUGAGCUUCAAAACCCACAGAUUAAGCUUUUACAACAUCAGCCCCAGCAGUGGAAAGACUCAUAUUUACACCUUUAAGGCUAAUCUAGUAGAGCCAGUGCACCUGGCUUACAGAAUGAUGUCAGGGCAGCCCAAAGCAUGUAUCACUAUCUGCUAACAACAACAACAAAUUGAAUUAAUGAAUAAAUGAUAUAGCCAGCAGUGAUCAUAAAGGUUAGAUUUGCUAGCUUUGUAGAGACCUUAAUUUUCAUUUUUUUUUUCAUUUCUACUAUCAUUUUGAAACCAAAGACACCUUAAAAGGCCAGCCCAUAAAGAACUGGGUCCAUGCAUAAAAUGAUCAUAUAAAAUCUGUUCCAACCUGCUUCACAAAAAAGAAUGUCUGAUACAAUUAAAUGUAUAAAAGAAACAGAUAAAAGUUGUAAAUGAAAUGCCAGUUUAUUAACUUGGUUUGCAGUUGUCUUAAAAAAAGAGCAACUGCUAUUUGUGGUUCAAGUUAAAAAAAUGUAUUUGUCAAAUGCACAACAAUAGCGUGUGGCAGGCAUUGCUGGCAGGGAAAUGCUUAGGCAUCAGUUCAACUGAAAAAAGCUAAGAAUAUCACAUGACGUAAGGUUGAAACUAAAAAGAUCUAAAAUUUUGAAAAAUAGAAAUGCAAAAUUAUAAAAUUACAGUAUUUACGGUCCGGACUGAAAAAUUAAAACUAAAGCUAAAAUAACUAAAAUAGGCUAAAAGUAAGCUAAAAUUCAGUGUAUACAAGUCAGAGAAGAAUAAAGGGAAGAUUUAAAGUAAAGUCACACAUUAGAUCUAAAAUUAACAGUAGACAUGGAAUGUAACAGUAUAUACAGAGGUAUGUAGUUGUAAUAAAUAUGUUAGAUGUGUCUGUACAUAGUGCAGGAGUGGUACAGCUCAAAGUGGAGAUGGUUGUGAGACCAGCUUUGUUAUAUGGUUUGGAGACAGUGGCACCGACGAAAAGACAGGAGGUGGAGGUGGCAGAGUUGAAGAUGAUACGAUUAUCAUUGGGAGUGAUGAAGAUGGACAGGAUUAGAAAGAGUAUAAUGGAGGGACAGCUCAGGUUGGACGGUUUGAAGACAAGGCAAGACUGAGAUGGUUUGGACAUGUGUGGAGGAGGGAGAGAGGCAGAGUGUGAGAGAGAAGGAGAGAGAAAGGGCUGUUAGAGAGAGGUCUCUCUCUCUCUCUCGCUGUGUGUUCAUAGUUGCCAAGUCCGCUUAUAAUACGCGACUUUGGGCUUCCUUUUUUUAAGUCGCUUGAAAAAAGCAUGAGUCGCGGGUUGCGGGGUUUUUUUUGCUGGGCUUAUUUUUAAAAUUAUAGUUGCUUGAUUGUAAAAAUAAUAAGUGACUUUUGUUUUUACACUCAUGAGUGUGUUUUCACCAGCUGCGUUGAUUGACACUAUCUGCUUACAGCAUGGCUUCUGCGUGCGAACUUCCGCAGAGGCUGCGCGUGGCCUGCGCGUCCAGGCUACCCGGCACGCAGCUGGCUCUGGGAACGUUCGACAUGCCCACAAACCUGUAUAAUGUAUGUUUGCCAUAACAUUGUUGUAAAUGUUUUGUUUAAAUGUUUUGAUUUAGUAUUUGGCAGUGCAGAAACUGGCAUUUGCAACAUUUGAAUUGAAAUAGUGCCCGCCAUAGUAUAAUAGGCCUACUUUGUUGGCGUUUGAUGAGUUUUAGCAAAAUAACAGCACACACAAACAGGCAGGCGCACACAUAUAUACACUCUCUCUCUCUCUCUCUUUCUCUCUCUCUCUCUCUCUCUCUCUCUCUCUCUCUCUCUCUCUCUCUCUCUCUCACACACACACACACUGGUUUGUUUAUGUCAAACAGGCCUGUAUUCUGUAUCUGAAUGUGAAUGUUGUGUUUAAAUGUUCUGAUUUGCCAAAUAUGUCAGAAUUUGAAUUGAGUUUAAUUAAUGCCUGCCUUCCCUAUGUAGGCAUACUUUGUUGCUGUUGGAUGAGGUGGUAAAAUAAAUUCUGUUUUUGUUUUUCAAACUCUAAAUUGUUCCAGUUUAACACAUACAUGUUGUUGAGACCAUGACAGGGUAUAGCGGCGUUGGGCUUGUUUUUGAAGCUGCAGUUGCUUAUUUGUUUCACGAGAGUUGGCAACUCUCUGUGUGUGUGUGUGUGUGUGUGUGUGUGUGUGUGUGUGUGUGUGUGUGUGUGUGUGUGUGUGUGUGUGUGUGUGUGUGUGUGUGUGUGUUAUGCAGCCAGUUAGGAUACUCUCGACGGUGCAUCUGUAGAAAUGGCAGAGGAUCCUGGAGUCCCCUUCAAAUUUCCUCAGCCAAACUUUGUAGUUCAUCUGCAAAGUGGUUUUGAAAAUUAAGGAAACUUAUUUCAUUAAUUCAAGUUACGUCGUAUGGUCUGGGUAGAUUGUAAAACUAAAUUGCCCCUUCUGGGAUAAAUAACGUUGUUUGAAUCUUGAAUCACCUUCACUUUUAAACCAAGACGUUGUAACAGAUUAAAAAAAAAACAGGUUGAACAAGUGAUGUGCUUUCAUGCACAUGGACAAUGGGUACUUAUUAAUAAUCAUAAACAUCCAGGCUUUGUAAAGGCAUGGAGGAUACAGCUCACUGUAGACAUGUCUUCUAGCUGCCUUCACCUCAACAAACAUUAAUUGUGAAAUCACAUAAGGGCGAAUCGGUUCAUCUGGACACAAAGUUUAGUGAGAGAAACGGUUUACGCUUAGGCAGCUGUUGUCCUCCUCUCAUCGGUCUGCUUGGUGCACUGUCUGGGCGUCUCCCUGACUUUGACAAAGGUCCAGUUAGGAUAACCACACUUAACCAGGGCCUGUGUAAUGUGGGAUUUCUCCCCUUCCCCGGCCCCUGUGUCGGUGGGGACGUUGUCAGCUCGGUGGUACAGAGUCCUGAUGACUCCUAGUUUGUGCUCCAGCGGAUGAUGCGAGUCAAACCUUAAGUAAUUAUUAUUAUUAAUAAUAAUUGUGAAAUAGUUAAUAUGAUUUUGAAUUCCCAUAAACUAUAUUCAAUGCACAAAUGGAUAAAUGCAUCUGAAUAGACAAGAAACCAAAGUUGAGAUUUUUGUUAGUUUGUUUAUUACAUUGUGUAGUAUUACAUUUGUAUUGUGCUGGGAGACAAAAGGGAAUUUAAAGUGUGUACGAGUUUAGGCCUGAUGCGAGUGCUCAUCAGUCAUUACUAAAAAACGACUCUGCAAAAUGUAAUGACUCGCAUACGUAUUCAUUUGCACUGGUUCCCAAAGUGUAACUUAACCAAAUGAUGUCUUUAUGCAUGCUCCGUAAUCCAGGUAAGAAAAUCAAAGAAAGUUGAUGAACUGAUUCAACUUUGAUUUACCAAUGAUCAGCUUUAUAGACUGUGUCUGUGCUUUUGUUCACUGUUGCUCAUAGUAAUUUUGUCGAAUAAACUCCUGGAA